This is a messenger RNA of Parasteatoda tepidariorum (common house spider), 1431 nucleotides long. The record is from RefSeq and is a predicted model, not a curated record. Lineage: Eukaryota; Metazoa; Arthropoda; Arachnida; Araneae; Theridiidae.
AUGAGCUGGGAUAAGAAAUAUGAUACUCUUCAAGUGAGUACAGGUUGCAUUAAAGAGCUUAACAGAGAGAAAGUAACGAAGAGAACCAUCAUGUCAGCUGCACAUAGACUUUUUGACCCCUUGGGUAUGAUCUGUCCUGUAACGUUGAUCCCAAAAUUGCUUCUUCAGAGCAUUUGGAAGUUGAAACUAAAUUGGGAUGAUGAUGUUGAUGAAAACACCAGAAGAGAAUUUGUAAAAUGGAUUGAAGGUGAAUUGUAUAUUGAGAAAAUUAAUAUUCCAAGGUAUUUUGGACUAAGUGGAGCCAAGAAGUCUUCCAUUCAUUUCUUUUGCGAUGCAAGUAAAUUGGCCUAUGCUGUGGUUGUUUACAUUAGAGUGGAGUCUGAGAAUAAUGUACGAGUUCAAUUACUACAGGCGAGAAGUAGAGUAGCCCCUACAGGAAAAGGAGAAAUUACCAUAGCACGCCUUGAACUUCUGGCAGCAACCAUUGCAUCUCAUUCCACAACUGUUUUGGCCUGGAUCAAAAGAAGUGAACCAUGGGCCAUUUUUGCUUAUAAUCGAGUGCGUGAAAUCAGAGAGCAGACUGAUGUUAACACCUGGAGACAUGUUCCUGUGACUAUGAACCCAGCUGAUUUGCCAAGUAGAGGAUGUUCUGCACAACAACUUCUGCGAUUGCAAUGGUCAGAGGGUCCCAAUUGGUUGCACUUACCUCAAGAUUUUCGGCCUUCGUCUGAAGAUGUCGUUAAUGAGGAGGAAGUAAACUGUGAGAAAAGAAAAGGUGUCACAACCUCAAUGAUAAAUUUUGAAGUGACAAAACUUUUGAGUUCGAAUAUUUCUGACUAUCGAAAAAUUGUACAUACUAUGGCAUGGGUGAAGAGAUUCCUUUUUAAUAGCAAAAAUGAAGAAAGAAGAAAAGGAGAUCUUUCUGUUAAGGAAUUAGAAGAAGCUGAGAAAACUACUGUAUACUUAAUACAGCAGGAGUCAUUUACAGGAGUUUCAGAUAAACGCCUUAAAACUCUAGAUGUAUUUAUUGAUGAGAAAGGAAUCUAUAGAUUAAAAACAACUGUAUAUAAAAGAGAUGAUUUUGAAGAGUUUAGAACACCUGCUAUUUUACCUGGAGAGAAUUCUAUAGUAAAACGUUUAGUACUGUUUGAACAUAAGAAAAAUGGACAUGCUGGUGUUUCCUACACAUUGAAUUCUCUUAGAGAAAGAUUUUGGCUGCUGUGUGGUAGAAGAACAGUAAAAUCUGUAUUGAGAUCUUGCGUAGUCUGCAAGCGUUUUUCUGCCAAAUCUGUAGAUCCACCAACUGCAUCACCACCAGCUGAUAGAGUUCAAGAUGCAGCUGUUUUCCAAGUAACGGGAGUGGACUUUGCUGGUCCUGUUUCCCAAGUCAAAAGUGCCGUGCUAGAAAUAGCAAUAGUAACAACAGAAUGA